Molecule: messenger RNA, 759 nt
Organism: Aspergillus pseudotamarii
Lineage: Eukaryota; Fungi; Ascomycota; Eurotiomycetes; Eurotiales; Aspergillaceae
Product: hydroxyacyl dehydrogenase
Exons: 4
Coding region: 1-759 (252 amino acids)
Source: RefSeq, a predicted model, not a curated record
AUGUCGAACGUCCUCGUUACGGGUAGUUCCCGUGGCCUCGGGCUGGAGCUGGUGAGGCAGCUGGCUUCCGGCGAAUGCCAAGGGGGUAUAGUGAUUGCUGCGGCUCGAAAAUGUAGCCCGGAGUUGCCCGACUUGAUCUCGCACUCCCACGGCUCUAUCGUGUUCGUGCCUUUGGAUAUCACCGACGAGAAGGCGAUCACACAAUCAGUGAUAGCUGUCCAAUCCGCCCUGAAAGAGAAGAGUCUAGAUAUCCUGAUCAACUGUGCUGGUGUACACAGUGAGACUCAGGGGAAGCUAGUUCACAUGUAUGAUUUCCUUACUGUCGCCUCCCUGUCAGAAACUCAACCUCAUCAGUCCAACAGGUCAGACCUCGACUAUCACUUGUCGUACCUUCCUUUCAUGCGCGGCAGCAAGCUGAAGAAGAUUGCCAAUAUUUCAAGCGCAUAUGGGUCCUUAACGAAUGCAUCGGGCGUCGCCUACGCACCUUGCCCGGCGUAUAAGAUAAGCAAAGCGGCUUUGAAUGCCUUGACCGUCCAAUACGCACUAUCUUAUAAGGAUGAUGACUUUAUUUUUCUUUCCGUGAACCCUGGGUGGCUUCAGAGUGACAUGGGCGGUAUGAAUGCGGACCUCACUCUCCCACAAGGUGCAGAGGCGGUUCUUAACGUUAUUCUGGGUGCCGACCGGAUGGACAAUGGCCAUUUCAAGAAUAUUCACGUACCAGGGUGGGAGGCUUACAAUGGUGAAGACGUACCUUGGUAA